AUGCAUCUGUCGCAGACGAAAAUGCAUAUGUGGCAGGCGAAUAUGCAUUUGUCGCCUGCGAAUAUGCAUCUGUCGCCUACGAAAAUUGUGCAUCUAUCGCCAGGAGGAAUUACUCAGGUAAAAGGGAGGAUUGAAGGACUGACUACAGGACCUCACAAUUUUCAUAUUCACGCCCUCUGCGACACCACCAACGGCUGCAAUUCCACUGUAACUUCCAAUCAUGUUGUUUUUGUAAUCAUACAAAUUGAAAAUGGUGCAACAGGUGGACAUCAACUUAGCAAGACAACCGGAAAUGCCGGUGCUAGAGUUGGAUGUGGUAUCAUUGGGCUUCAAUCAUCAGUCUAGGGUAAGCAACAGGAUUUUGCACAUUCAAGAAAAAAGAGAAUAACAACUUUGUGUAUCCCACAACCAAUCUGGCACAAUUCCCUUGUUUGUGAGUGUAACUUUAACAUUAAAUCUUUUGUAUGAAUACAUACUACUAUCUUAUCUCAACUAUGAAAGAGACAUUCUAUUGUAUAUUCACAGAUUGCAGCUAUAUUAU
This is a messenger RNA of Impatiens glandulifera, 541 nucleotides long. Its product is annotated as superoxide dismutase [Cu-Zn] 2-like. Gene Ontology annotation, molecular function: metal ion binding. NCBI's taxonomy places the organism in Eukaryota, Viridiplantae, Streptophyta, Magnoliopsida, Ericales, Balsaminaceae. The transcript is spliced from 4 exons. Gene Ontology annotation, biological process: superoxide metabolic process. The record is from RefSeq and is a predicted model, not a curated record. The coding region runs from base 1 to 345 and encodes 114 amino acids.